Molecule: messenger RNA, 1263 nt
Organism: Wyeomyia smithii (pitcher-plant mosquito)
Lineage: Eukaryota; Metazoa; Arthropoda; Insecta; Diptera; Culicidae
Exons: 1
Coding region: 1-1263 (420 amino acids)
Source: RefSeq, a predicted model, not a curated record
AUGAACCAACGAAGCGGUACUCCAAGCGCGAUUAGUAAGGUGCAUGCGGCCACCAUACAGAAAACGGAUUGUUGUUCUCUAUGUAGCAACGAACAUUCAAUCGAUAUUUGUGACACGUUCAAAAAAAUUACUGUGAAUAGCCGAUAUGCUAAGGCUAAGCAGCUAGGAUUGUGCUUUCUAUGCUUGAAACGUGGGCAUCGUACGACAAAUUGCAAGAGUGAUAGUAGCAAGUGGUGCGAAUGCAAAGGCAAACACCACCCUCUGAUGCAUUCGAAGGACAAGGAAAGCAAAGAAAACAGUACGGAAGAAGCAGCUAAUAAAACUACAACUGACCAAGCAAUUGCUGGCAGUUCGAAAAGAAGUGAAGAGCCACGCACGGUAGCGAAAUGUGAAGUUCCAAGUACUCCAACCGUGGCCUCGAAACAGGUGUUGUUGGCAACCGCGAUUGUUGAAAUGGUUGGUGCUGGUGGCGUGAAGCACAACUGCCGCGCCUUACUCAAUUCCGGAGCAAUGGCGAAUUUUGUUUCCGAGAGUAUGUGUGAUAUUUUGAGUCUUCCCAAGAGUUGUGCGAACGUGCCGAUUGUCGGAGUAAAUGGCACGAAAAUGAAUGCAAUGUUCAAAAUUAAUGCUACAGUGAAAUCAAAAACGACAGAUUAUGAGAGUUCCAUCGAUUAUCUCGUCGUACCUCGCGUUACUGGUGCACUGCCUUCCCUCAAGCUCAAUUCUAAAAAUUGGCCGAUUCCUACUGAGCUGCAAUUGGCCGAUCCAAAAUUCUUUAUUCCCAGUCGAAUUGAUAUUCUGUUGGGAGCAGAGGUGUUUUUCGAUCUGCUGCAAGUAGGCAAGAUUCGAAUGUCUACUGAAUUACCGAUACUACAAGAGAGCCGCCUAGGGUGGCCCAUUUAUAAUGUUCGAAGUGUUACGGGCGUUCAAAACUGUCAUGCUUCUUCUAGCAAUCAAUAUAACGAACAGUUGAAUGAUCUAAUGAAACGUUUUUGGAUGAUUGAUGAGCAAAUAAAGGAUCAACUUGAAGGUGACGAAUGUGAAAGUCAUUUUAUAUCCACGUAUUUCCGAGGAGAAGAUGGAAGAUACGUCGUCAAGCUGCCGUUUCGCAAGGACGCAGGUGAGCUCGGAGAUUCACGAACCCAAGCCGAGAAGCGUUUCAAAGCUUUGGAAGCUAGGUUGGAGAAAUACCCUGAUACAAAGCAAAAAUAUAAAGGCUUUAUUUACGAGUUCAUUAGCCUCGGACACGCGAGGAUUUUGUAA